Molecule: messenger RNA, 1190 nt
Organism: Macadamia integrifolia
Lineage: Eukaryota; Viridiplantae; Streptophyta; Magnoliopsida; Proteales; Proteaceae
Product: protein STRICTOSIDINE SYNTHASE-LIKE 10-like
Exons: 3
Coding region: 32-1012 (326 amino acids)
Biological process (GO): biosynthetic process
Molecular function (GO): strictosidine synthase activity
Source: RefSeq, a predicted model, not a curated record
AAACUAAUCAGUUUUGAAUUAGUUAGAAACAAUGGCUUCGUUAGUUCUUUCUUUUCUCAUAAUAUUAUUCGGUUGUUUUUGUUCUUCAGCAGCACUUCUUGUUAACACUUCUAUUCCCCUCAAUAUAGCUUCAGGUCCUGAAAGUCUUGCAUUUGAUUGUAAAGGUCAAGGACCUUAUGUUGGAGUUUCUGAUGGUCGAGUCCUCAGGUGGGAAGGUGCAGAGUGGAAGCAAUUCUCUGUUCCCACAAACCACAGGAGUGAUUCAUGUGAUGGUACUAAUGAUCCUCUAUCGGAACCCGAUUGUGGAAGGCCUUUGGGGUUGGGGUUCAAUAGCAAAACAUGUGAGUUAUAUAUAGCAGACUCCACAUUUGGUCUUUUGAAGGUGGGACCUAAUGGUGGAGAUGCCACUCAACUUGCUGCUGGUAUUGACGGAAUUCCUUUUUUAUUCGCUAAUGGAUUGGACAUUGACCAAAGCACUGGGAUUAUUUAUUUCACAGAUAGUAGCACUAGAUUUCAUAGAAGUGCAUAUGCAGCUAUAAUAUUCAAUGGCGACAGGACAGGGAGGCUAUUAAAAUAUGACCCAAGCACAAAAACGGUGACAGUGUUGCUCGGGAAUCUUGCAUUCCCAAAUGGAGUCGCUGUAAGUCAUGAUGGCACAUUUGUCCUUGUCACUGAAACAAGUACCGGUGGUGUCCAGAGAUACUGGCUUAAAGGUCCCAAAGCUUCAACCUCCGAGGUCUUUAUCCAGCUCCCGGGACAACCAGACAACAUCAAAAGGAAUGCAAAAGGAGAAUUUUGGGCGGCAGUGAACCCUUUUGAAGUAAUACCACCUGUCGUGCCAUACAUUAUAAAUUCUCAAGCCAUGAAGCUAAAUGAAAAUGGGAUGGUUACGGAGGUGUUUGCUGGUAAUGACGGAAGCACACUGGAGGCUAUCAGUGAAGCACAAGAGAAGGAUGGAAAUUUAUGGAUUGGUUCUAUUGUUUCCUCUUCUGUUAGUGUUUUUAAGAUUUAAAAUAUAGCUUUAGUAAUCUAUGGCUUUUGAUUUUUGGAUUGGAAGUUUUAUACUUCUACUAAUAACUUCUGUUAGUAGUAAAUUUUGUUUAAUUUGGUUAGUUAACGUUAUUUCUUUCCUUGGUCCAGCUGUUACACAUAAUUAUUGGAGUUAUCCCAAUACUUCUUGUUUAUUUUCA